This is a messenger RNA of Diuraphis noxia (Russian wheat aphid), 1642 nucleotides long. RefSeq names its product 4-hydroxy-2-oxoglutarate aldolase, mitochondrial-like. The record is from RefSeq and is a predicted model, not a curated record. Gene Ontology annotation, molecular function: (R,S)-4-hydroxy-2-oxoglutarate aldolase activity; 4-hydroxy-tetrahydrodipicolinate synthase activity. NCBI's taxonomy places the organism in Eukaryota, Metazoa, Arthropoda, Insecta, Hemiptera, Aphididae. Gene Ontology annotation, cellular component: mitochondrion. Gene Ontology annotation, biological process: glyoxylate catabolic process.
ACAAUGUGCCACUGAGUGUGCCGUCCGUUUCACAGUCCUAGUCCGAUUCCGAAACUGAACUAGUUCCGAGUYUGAUUUCUAGUCUGAGUGACGAUAAAAAACGAUAAUACAAAAUAAAAUAAAACCCCCGAAAUGCGUGGACUGCAACUYUUAUCCAAAACGAUCAGACCGGCGAUGGCGUUGCACCGGCACAGCAGCAGCAGCUCGUCCAAGGCGGCGAAUUUCGAUCUCGGCGGAGUGUUCGUGCCCAUACCCACUCCUUACAGGGCAAACGGAGACAUCGACUACGGAGCGUUGGCGUUCAAUUUCGAGCGAUGGGAAAAAAUACCAUUCAGAGGUUACUGUGUGGGUGGAUCUAAUGGUGAAGGACCAUAUUUAAAAGCYGAAGAAAAAAUAGAAAUGGUGUCUAAAAUUCGAUCUAUGAUUGGAAAAGAAAAAUUACUGAUAGCGGGGACAACAUGUGAAUCGACUAAGCUGACGUGCGACCUUAGUAAAGCCGCGGCUGAAGUUGGAGCAGACGGAGUUUUGGUGAUGAGUCCUUUCUAUUUCAAAACCAGAAUGACGGAGGACUCUUUGUACGAGCAUUUCGCAUCGGUGGCCGACUCGUGUCCUGUUCCGGUCAUAGUGUACAACAUGGUGCCCGUGACCGRUAUCGACCUCAGCGUCGAAGUACUGAAGAAAAUGUCCGRACAUCCGAACAUMGUUGGCGUUAAGGAUAAAGACAUGGGAAAACUCGCAGCGCUGGUCAACGAAACGCGAGACCAGAGAUUUCAAAUCGUUGCCGGGUCGGCGAGUUAUUUACUGGCCGCCAUGCUUGUCGGAUGCUCAGGUGGAAUAAACGGCCUGGCCGCUGUGCUCGGCGAACCGUUGUGCAAGAUGCACGAACUGGCUGUGGCUGGUCGAUGGCACGAGGCUUUGGAAUUGCAAAGGAAACUCGUCAAUAUCGAUUUGCUGCUGAUGCAAGAAUGUGGACCAGCCGGUCUCAAAGCAGCGAUGGAACUGUUGGGCUACAGAGGAGGCUUGUGUCGAUCUCCGUUGCCACCGAUUAGCACCGAGAAAGUUGGGAAAAUCAAACGGACACUGGAAAAUGAUGGGUUUUUGUGAUGAGACAAAACAAAAACAAACGAACAAUUUACACAGAUUCAUAUAUUAUUAUAUAUCUUAAUUCUUUUUAAUACAAACAAAAGUCAAUACAUUAUUUUAUACAAGUACAUACAAUUAAUAAGAUAAUUAUAUCGACAUAUUAACUUACGAUACAAUGUAAAUAUACAUUUUUCUAAAUAAAUUAAAUACAAAACUAAUAUUUUAGGAAUAAACACAUAAUAUUAUCAUAUAUUAUAUUCAUGAGAAGCAUUUAUAAUAACUUCACGGAGUAAAGGAAACCGCGAAUAAAAAUCAUUGUAAAAUGUCGGCUCAACAUUUUGAAAAGUAUAGAUGUUUACAUUAUGUUUAAAAACACUAAAUUUUUUUUCGAUAUUUUUUUGCUAUGGCACGUUUAAGAGUCUAGGUAAUAAUAUGUUCAACACACUUCAUAGUAUAAAAGACGAGUUACACAAAAAUCAUAGCAUUUAAAAAUUCAAGAAUAGACAAGUUAAAAAGUUUAUGAUGAAAAAAUAACAUUACUAUUAUUAAUUAAUUAUCA